GCCCGCUGAGUUACUCCAGCACAUUGUCUCUCUCUCUGUCUGUCUCUCUUUCUCUGUCCUUGUGAAUAUCUGUCUGUCUCUCUCUCUGUCUGUUUGUCUUGUGUGUGUGUGUUUUGUCUGCCUCUCUGUGCUUGUGUGGCUCUCUCUGUCUCUCUUUCUGUCCUUGUGAAUAUCUGUAUCUCUCUCUCUCAGUGUCUGUUUGUCUGCCUCUCUGUGCUAGUCUGUCUGUCUCUCUUUGUUUGUCUGUCUUCUGUGUGUGUGUGUGUGUGUUUGUUUGUCUGCCUCUCUGUGCUAGUCUGUCUGUCUCUCUCUGUUUGACUCUUCUGUGUGUGUGUGUGUUUGUCUGCCUUUCUGUGUGCUUCUCUCUCUGUAUAUAGACACAAAAUGCUGGAGUAACUUAGUGGGUCAGGCAGCAUCUCUGGAGAGAAGGAAUGGGCGACAUUUCGGGUCGAGACCCUUCUUCAGACUCUAUGGCACUGUCUGUAUGUAUGUCUGUCUGUGUUUGUCUCUCUCUCUCUGCCUCUAGUUCUCUCUCUCUCUCUCUCUGCCUCUCUAGUUUCUCUCUCUCUCUCAAUUCAAAUUCAAUUAAAAAACUUUAUUGGCAUGAUUAAAAAAAACAUUGUUAUAUUGCCAAAGUAUAAAACAUGACAUACAUGUUUAAAAUGCAUAAGUAUAAAUACAAGUGUACAGUGCAUGGAUAGAUAUGUCCCUAUACAUAAACUUGCAAUAGGCCUAUAGCCCUUUGUUGAUGCUACACUUUCUUGCAGCUGUAAGCAGUACAACACAAUAGCAAGUUUAGCAAUUCAAUAUUCAUUUCUUAGCGUUAGUUAAUGUCGAUUAGUGUGUGCGUACAUAUGUGCAUGUUGGUCAUUCUCUGCCUCUCUCUCUCUCUCUCUCUCUCAAUGCCGAGUGUAAUGGGAGAUGAACUCUCGGCAGCAAUGCUCGUUCCCAUGGAAAUGCUAAAGGCGGAUUUGCGAGCGUCAUCGCGGAGGAGCAGCCCCAGCAACGUGCACGAAUGAGGGGGAGAGAGACCGGGCUGCAGACAUCCUCCACUGUCUCACUGCCAUCGCUGAUCAAACAUGGAGGGGAUGCCACUUGCCCAGGCAGAGGGGACGGAGGGGAGUCCCGACCGGCUGCCGAUGGAAGGUCAGCGUCCUGGCGGGGGGGAGGACUGGUGGCGAUGCCCCCCCGCCUCCCCCGUCGGCGGCCGGCUGGAGGUCGAGGGAGACGAGGAGCUGACCAGCUUGAACUGGCUGCAUGAGGGCAAGAACCUGCUUGGGGGCAUGAGGUUGGCUGGCGUGACCUCUGUCGAUCCACUGCCUGCCUCGGCUGGACCUGAGGAGAGCGACUCCUUAAACUGCCCGCUGUCCGUGGCUGUCGAGGAUACAUCCCUGCGGCAUCUGCCCGUGAAAGAGAUUUACAAGUGGAUCUUGCAGCAGUAUCCUUGUUUAAAGAGGACUCCUGGGGACUGGAGGAAAUCAAUGAGGCACAACAGGUCAUUCAGGAGAGCGCUGGAACACGGCAGGGAGGUUUUGGGUAAAGGCUCCUUCUGGUCCAUUGACACGGAAUCUGUAUCGGGUCUGCUGCAGGCCAUCAGGAAGAGAAGCCCACUGCUCUGCAGCCCCAGUCUCAGCACCACGGAUCUGCAGAACCCAUGCUACAACCAGCAUACAGAUGGACGAGGCCAGGACCAGCUCCCCGUCUCUGGUCUAGACAGCAACACAUCUGCACUUCAGGCCAGAUGCAACUGAUACGACCUCCAGUGGAGAGCAUGCCCAAACAAACAGCUGUGACCCAGCAUCUCGUCCAGUCUGGGCUGACGUCUGCCUGGCCAGACGGCCAGCGUCAAUCUCGAACGGUGACCACAACUACAGCUUGGCCGGGGGGCGUGGCGAGCGGCAGCUCCGGGUGUCGGCGCCAGACAGGACCGUGCCAGCCUGGGGCGGCGGUGACGACGGCAGCGAGGGAUUUGUCAGCGGCGGAGAGUCGGGGACGGAGGACGAGGGGGCUGAGGACUCGCUGGCAGACAGCGGCUACGUCCCGCUCGGCACCCGGACCCCCAGCGCCGCGGGGAGCGGACCCCGUCUCGAGGGGUGGGAUGCGCUGGGAAUCGACGAGGAGUUACGGGAGGUGGCGGGAAGCCUGCUCAACCUGGCUGGGAUCCAUCGCUGAAGGGGAGCCUGGAGAAUGGGGGGGGGCAGGAAGAAGAAUAGGCAGCUGUGAAUUCUCACCAUUUUAAGGAUAAGGGGCAAAUCUUUUACGACCGAGAUGAGGAAAACAUUUUUCACACACAGAGAGUGGUGAAUCUGUGGAAUUCUCUGCCACAGAAGGUAGUUGAGGCCACAGUUCAUUGGCUAUAUUUAACAGGGAGUUAGAUGUGGCCCUUGUGGCUAAAGGGAUCAGGGGGUAUGGAGAGAAGGCAGGUACAGGAUACUGAGUUGGAUGAUCAGCCAUGAUCAUAUUGAAUGGCGGUGCAGGCUCGAAGGGCCAAAUGGCCUCUACUCCUGCACCUAUUGUCUAUGUUUCUAUGUUUCUACCAUGCGGUAUCUCUGUAUCAAUAGCCGUCCCUCCCCCCAGCUCCCUGCAAGCCUGGACAACCACACCUGACUAGGAAGGUUCAACUCAAUACCCCACUAGACAAUGCUCCCACCCUCUUCUCCAUUGCACCAGGCAGCCCCAUCUUAUUCUUCCAACUGAAUCACAAACGGAGAAAUAUCUUAAACAUCUGCUGCCAUCCUCUUCCUUGACCAACCCCCUUCCUUCCAUCCACGGAUCUCGAGGAUGUUGCCAGGACUCGAGGGUGUGAGCUAUCGGGAGAAGUUGGGCAGGCUGAGAUUCUAUUCCUUGGAGCGCAGAAGGCUGAGGAGUGAUCCUACACAGCUGUAUAAAAUCAUUAGGGGAAUCGAUGAGAUGACGAGUCUUUUACUUAGGGGGUGAGGGAUUUAAAAACCAGAGGACAUAGGUUUAAAGUGAGAGGAUAAAGAUUUAAUAGGAACCUGAGGGGCAACUUUUUUACACAGUUAGUUUAGUUUAUUGUCACAUGGCUUUUGUGGGGUGCUAACCUGGCAGCUGAAAGAUAAUACAUGAUUGCAAUGGAGCCAUUGAUAUACGAUAAGGGAAUAACGUUUAGUGCAAGAUAAAGCCAGCCAAGUUUGAUCAAAGAUAGUCCAAGGGUCACCAAAGAGGUAGAUGGUAGUUCAGCACUGCUCUCUGGUUGUGGUAGGGUGGUUCAGUUGCCUGAUAACAGCUGCGAUGAAACUGUUCCUGAAUCUAGAGGUGGACAAAAAUGCUGGAGAAACUCAGUUCUUUCUUAAACCUUGAGUUGCACCACCA
Messenger RNA from Leucoraja erinaceus (little skate), 3333 nucleotides. RefSeq names its product forkhead box protein N3-like. Gene Ontology annotation, biological process: regulation of DNA-templated transcription. NCBI's taxonomy places the organism in Eukaryota, Metazoa, Chordata, Chondrichthyes, Rajiformes, Rajidae. Gene Ontology annotation, cellular component: nucleus. Bases 1080 to 1751 code for a protein of 223 amino acids. The record is from RefSeq and is a predicted model, not a curated record. The transcript has 6 exons. Gene Ontology annotation, molecular function: cis-regulatory region sequence-specific DNA binding; DNA-binding transcription factor activity.